This is a messenger RNA of Myripristis murdjan (pinecone soldierfish), 1404 nucleotides long. RefSeq names its product von Willebrand factor C domain-containing protein 2-like. The coding region runs from base 13 to 765 and encodes 250 amino acids. Lineage: Eukaryota; Metazoa; Chordata; Actinopteri; Holocentriformes; Holocentridae. Gene Ontology annotation, cellular component: AMPA glutamate receptor complex. The record is from RefSeq and is a predicted model, not a curated record. The transcript is spliced from 3 exons. Gene Ontology annotation, molecular function: protein binding. Gene Ontology annotation, biological process: negative regulation of BMP signaling pathway.
CCCGUUCUAACGAUGAACCACCGGCACCGUGCGCUCCUCUGUGUCCACAUCGCGCUCUUCCUCGUGCUGCACGGCCCGGCGGGCAUCAUGGACGUCACGGUGGCAGCGGAAUACUCUGCGAAAAUUGACUUGGAGUACGAGUUCGGGGACUACCGGGGGAAGUGGUGCAUCGACGACCACGGUUUUGUUUACGGCAUCGGAGAGGUUUACUACCCGAGCCCAACGGCGUGCCCGUGCACGUGCACCGUGGACGGCCCUGUGUGCGUCCGGCCCAAGUGUCCCCGCAUCCACCCGCGGUGCACGCGGAUCAAAUAUAAGGAAUGCUGUCCGGUGUGCGAGGCCGUGGCCAAGGUGUGCGUUUACGGGGGCAGAACGUACCGGCUCCUGGAGGAGUUCAGGUUGUCGCGGUGUGAGUGGUGUCGCUGCGGUGCCAACAGAGAGGUUUACUGCACCAUUUCAGACUGCCCCGCCCCCCACUGUGUCAACCCCGUCUACGAACCCAACCACUGCUGUCCCAUCUGCAAGACGGGUCCCAACUGUUUUGCCGGGAACCGUGUGAUUCCAGCGGGCGAGCGUGUAGAGAUUGAUGAGCAGACCGUGUGCUACUGCACCUACCGGGAUGGGACGUGGCACACCCACCCACACGCCACAUGUGAGCAGCGUCCCCGUCCCAGCACAGUGCCCAGCGCCAGCCCAGAGCCCACCAGGGAGGAGACCAGGGGGAGGAGAGGAAGGUUUGGUCCCAGGCUGGACGUGAUACCGUGACAGAGGGGGGAGGUUUGCAAAGACGGAUUUCUCAGAGGCAAAGCUGCUGAACAGGCAGGAAUAAUCUUAUUGGUUGAGUUCAACUUAAGUGGGUGGAACUAAAGAAACAGUUUUUGGAGAGCAAGUUCACCAACUGGCAAACUUAAAUGGCAAAGGAGGAAAUGUGUUCAAAGCAUAAAUGAAAAAAAAAAAAAAAAAAAAAAAAACAUUAAAUGCACUGUUCUUGGAAGUCAAGCUACCUAACUAGCUUCCUUAGUGUACUGUGGGCUUGUUUGGUUAGUUUCAGCUUGGAAGGGAAGGUUGGAUAAACGGGUCACUUAUAUAAAUAAAUAUGGCUCCAUUGCAUUAUGAGCAGUCUAGCUAUACUACAAUCAAGCAGAAGAGCUAGCAUGAGAGCUAGGCUUUCUAACUUUACUCAAGGAGCAAGGUGCCAUUGCCUCAAUGUUGAAUUUAUGGCGAUCAGUUUGGUGAAGGAUGGAAAUUCCAUGUUAUAUAAACACUGAACCAAUAUAGCUGACCAAUUGCUUUUUAGUGUUGCCGAAAACAGCAACAUUGUGUAAUAUUGUAAAGGCAACAUUGAAUCAGUAUCAAUCAAUAUCAGUUUAUAGAGGACCCAUCUUGAGCUACCCACAAAGCCUU